AUGUUUUUUGUUUUGAUCAUAUUAAAUGGCGUACACGGUUUCAAAGUGCCUGGUAAUUGUGGUGUUGGACACUUUUAUGAACCGAGCUUGAUGGAUUGCCUGCCUUGUCCCGCUAAUGCAUCUCUGGUCACGUCAGCUGAUGUGACUCAAAAUGUUGACGGAUCUCCGAUGAAGGAGGUUCAAUGUGUUAAAUGUGCCCGCGGUUAUAAAGCUCUGAACAAUAGAUGCGUUUGGUGUGAAGCGUGCGCUUGUAAGAAACAUGAAAUAGUAGUUAAAGGAAAUUGUAUUCCAAGGAAAUAUGUUCUAGACAGACCUAAGUACUCGGAAAACAUAUUACAUCCAGACGAAGUUUUAGAAUUUAUAAAAUUGGAAUAUUUAUGUACUAAACAAGACUACCGCGCAUGUCGUAUUUUAGCGAGCGUCUGUGUCCGUAAUCAUAAUACUUACCACCCAGCCGGUCCCUGUAGACUCUGGAUACAAAGUAAUUUGACCAGUCUUAAAGGUUUGCCAUUACUUACUACUGAUGACUUCAAAAGCAACAAGGCAGAUUUAUCUUUGUCGCUUUCUAUGAAUUCUAUAGAUUUAAUUCUGGCAACACAUACUGCCAGUGGAGGAUUGAAAAUAUUUCAGAACACAGAUAAACUCUUUCAAAAAUGUCUACCCUCUAUGAAAAUUAAAAUAGGCGCGAGUUUUAGAAUAGAUCGCGAUGUUUAUAGCGAAGGUGCUUUAAAAGUUCAGUUACUUGUGGAGAUUCAGUAUGCUUUGAAACAUCCAUCAUACGAUACUAUCACAACAUCGAUCAUAGUUGAACAUCAAACGACUGACGCCGGGGUCACAACUAACUUGGAAGCAACGUUUAUUUCAUCUCUUCACUCUUUCUGCUCGGAGGCUGGGACUCUCAGUGUAACUCUCCCGCUCUCGGAAGAUGAAGAGCAUCUGAUUAGAUCAAUGACAUAUACUGUUCUUACUAUGAAGGCCUUAGAUAGUCUCAGCUGGGUUGCCAGUGAGAGGACGGUUUUAGAACGUUUGUUGGACAUUGAACUCACAGACCGUGAAGGCGGGAACACUAGUAUUUUGCUUUACGACGAUAACGUCUCAAUACCUUCACUAUUAUCUACUACAUGGAUGGGUGAAGAAUGUAGUCUGGCAACAUUCGACGCUAUGGUAUUCGGUUGCAUUUUAAUAGCAUCGGAGCAGUAUCUUUUAGCUGCUUUAUUGACUGCUAUCGUUUGGAAGGAGAAUGUAGAUGUAAAAAAAGAUCACUCGGAUGUUAGUGGUCAAGAAAUAGAUGAAUCUCAUAUUUUAAGACCAAUAAAUUUAAAAAUUACUUUACCGCCACGACCAGAGACGUAUGGACCUCUCUUUAAUUUUCUCAUAAAAGUAUGUGACGUCAUAUUAGAAGACUUCUCGAAUUCAAGAAUUCCGAAUUAUAUGGAAAUAAUAGCAAAGAGUCUGAAAGGUUUCGGAUCGGGCUUUCUUAUGAAAAUGAUGAUUAGAAGAUUCGCCAAAGGUCUUCAUAUAUUAUCGGCUUAUCACGUAAAUCUAGACAUCGGUAUUCCGUUAAGUAUAUCGGGUCUUACAAAUGUAAAAAAUCCCAACGAGCCACUGUUGUUACUUUCUUUUAUGGAAAAGAAAUCUAAUGUAAGAUCGGAAGGUAUUUUCGAAAAUUUUAUUCGUAGCCUUCUAGAUUUGCUCACUACAACAUUUCCUGAGAAAAGGUUAUCAAAGUUUUGUAGAACGCUAUACAAAUACAUAAGCAAAAUAGAAAACAAAUAUGCUAGAAGAUUUGCACGUCAUAUUCGGUAUAUUAGUAAAAUGUAUAGAGAAGAUUUAAAAAACGAAUUCCGUUUGUAUCGAGAAGAAUUUAGCAAGCCAAAAGAACACAAGACAGACUUUAUUAAAGCCAUGGAUGCAACAUUUACUCUAAAAGAACAUAUUUUAUUUCAAGACUAUAUUUCCGAUUUAAAAGAUUAUGGUACAGACGAUAAACUAUUUAUUGACAAUGAGACGGACAAGGUCAUAAAUUAUGUUAUCAUGGACAGAAUAUGGAAGUCAAGUGCCAGAGAUCGGGAUUAUUUAGAAAAAAUGUUAAGAUUAGCUAUUGAUGAAUAUAGACGCGAUCACGAUACAAGAAAAUGA
Danaus chrysippus (African queen) is the source of this 2139-nucleotide messenger RNA. The record is from the annotation of a GenBank genome assembly. Lineage: Eukaryota; Metazoa; Arthropoda; Insecta; Lepidoptera; Nymphalidae.